GAUAUAAUCAUCAUCAAUCAUCUGCAUCUUAUUACAGUUAGCAAUAUCGUUAAUAUUCUACAAAUCAAUGAUUGUGUCGAAAAAACACCAUAGGGAAGAUGGAGGAACAAGAAGUGACAAAUCCUCUUCUUAUUACAAGUUAUGCUGUUCAGACACCAAAAGAAAGAUUCUCUUCAAGUGGUCUUCAUAGCAAGGAUUCUGUUGAUCUUCAGACCUCUAUCCACAAACUCCCGAGCGAUGCUAAGACGGCUUCUUUACAAGGUAUGCCUCGGCCAGCAACUUGGAGAAUGAACUUAGUGGCCUUGUCGCAAAAAUAUAACAUGUAUUUCGUGGCAUAUCUGGAUACGAUACACAUUACAAAACCUCAAACGCUCAAGCAGAUUAUGCCAGGUGUACCUGACAUGAUUCUCCGACUACCAAAGUCGAGUAAUGCAGGUCCUGGAUACGUUUACACAUCUCGCCCGCACUGUGUCAACAACAUGAUUAUUGGCAAUCUUGGCAACAAAGAGAUAUUGCUGUUCUGUUGCGAUGAUGGAGAUGUAACAGCAUAUUAUACGGACCUUCUAGCAGGAGAGCUUCAACAAACGGUUGAAAGUACACCUUCGUCAAUUCCGAUCGGUAGCACACAACCAUUUUUUCUCGAGAACGUCGGGAUAAGUGCUUGGGGUCUUGCUAUUCAUCAAAAGUCGCGCCUGAUUGCAGUAAGUUCUAACAACCAAGAAGUCGUUGUCUUCGUACAUGGUACUUCUAGUAGUGAGCCUUGCGAUUGUGCUGUGAUGGAACCCACAUUCGAUUCUACCAUCGACCCCUGGGCUCUUCGAGUUGAUACCCAGUCACAGAGAACCUUCCCUAAGAACUGCCACUCCAAAGGUUUCAGCUAUAAUACGGGUGGGACUUAUAAAACCUCUUCGUUUCCCUUGAGAUAUUCUUCACGAUUUAUAAGACGUGAUGGAGACCCCGCACUUCGAGGACCAUGUCCCCGUAAUUUUAGAAUUAUCCUUAAACCAGCCGGACCUAGUCACAACAUUCCCGCCAUUACUUUUAAUGAUGACGAUGAAACUGGCUUAGCUAAAUCGAUUAUAGCUACUGACAUUCUGGGAAGCAUGUGGCUGUUAGAAAUAUGGCAGGAGAGCCCUAAAUUGAUUGGCUUACCUCUUGCACCUGACCCAGGACCCAGAUUAUCUCAAAUGGGUUGGGGAGUCAUGGCUAUACCAUUGCGGUAUUUCAAGCACUCUCAAAGCUUUCAAGAUGCUUUGGGUGAGGAAGAUUUGAAUAGUGUUUCUUUUGAGUCCGUUCAGAAUAUGCUUGGCUCUAGGGUUUGUUUAAAUCUUGUUCAAAGAAUGAAGCGCUUUGAGCUUUCUAACCCAAUUCUGCAAAAUGGGGCAACGAUUUUGAACUCCAAAGAUAACUCAGGUUACGAACCUAUGCUCAGCAACUCGCCGCCAGAUCAACUAGGGGGGCUGACUCGACAAAAUCAUCUCCCUCCACAAACGACACGAUCCGCACAGCCCAGUAAUUUCAUGAAACACAUAAGCGAUAUGAAAAGUUGUCGCAUUGAUCCUAAUUCUUACACAAGCGAUCGAUUGGUCAUCCUUCGAACUUGGAUGGAUAGCAUUGAACUCAUCCCUUCUUCGCUACGCAUGCCUGCAACCAUAUGUACGAGGUGCUUUGAAGGUCAUCAAUCACCGAGGGCCUUUGGUGAAACUUUCCAUAAUAUAACUAGGAUCAACAUGAUGGCAUUAAUACCGGAACUCGCGCUUGUCAUUGUUGCUUCUCAAAUUGGCCGAGCAGCUCUUCUGACGCUGUCGAUGGUGGACGUUGGUCCCAAUUCAGAUCCCAUUCCCACCUUCCGUAUUGAAGGUCUUCUUCCACCUGGUACCAAGAAUAGCCAUAUUUAUAGCGGUUAUCAAGGGUCAAAUGCUCCACUCCUUGGACUGGCCGUAUCUCCGAUUCAGAAUGGUCAUGGGAUUGAAUUGCAAGCUGGAGAGAACCCAAAAAGGUGGAGAUUGAUUAUGCAGGGGUAUGAUCAUAUUGUCUGGAACUAUGAGUUGACUAGGGACGAGCAUAAUAAUUUGCAAAUCUUUUGAUCUCUGGCGUAUUUUGUAUAUUGGCGCUCUUCGGGGAUGGUUCACUUCACAGAGACGGUUUAAAGGUUUUGUAAAAUAAUACUGAUUUAGUUUUGGAUGAUAUUGGUUAUGGUGUUGGUGGUGAGCUCUCAAUGGCGAUCUAUUACAUUUUAACUCGCGCGGAUUAGGAUUUAUGGUAUUCAGGGGCGGAGUUUGGUAUGGGUUAAUUGAUAAGUUA
Molecule: messenger RNA, 2304 nt
Organism: Botrytis cinerea B05.10
Lineage: Eukaryota; Fungi; Ascomycota; Leotiomycetes; Helotiales; Sclerotiniaceae
Exons: 5
Coding region: 99-2087 (662 amino acids)
Source: RefSeq, a predicted model, not a curated record